UCUCUCCCUCCAUCUCCACCUCCUCCUCCUCCUCCUCCUCCUCCUCCCCCUCCUCCGACGCCCACACUUCCGGACUGGACCCUCUGGAGGCAGCUGGGUCGGGAUGCAUCUGUCUCCCGGUGCCGCUUGAAAUGAGGAUAAAGACGACGACGGUGAAACGGCGACGAUCGUCACGUUGCAGCCUGAAGUGACCGGAGGAGCGAUCCGUCCGCUGCCCCCGCAGUCAGAGGAGAUCCGGGCUCCGGCCGCACUGUGUCUGCUGUCAACUGUUGCUGAUUUCCACUGUAAAUGAAUCUUGUAAGGUUUAUGAACAACCGUGUUCCUCCUAACAAGAGAUACCAGCCGACAGAAUAUGAGCAUGCUGCCAACUGUGCCACGCAUGCGUUAUGGAUAAUCCCCAGCCUGCUGGGCAGCUCUCUGUUGCACUUCCAGUCGGAGGACCAAUGGGAGCAGCUGUCAGCCUGGGUGUACGGGGCGGGGCUCAGCUCACUCUUCAUCAUCUCCACCCUGUUCCACACUGUGGCCUGGAAGAAAAGCCACCUACGGUCAGUGGAGCACUGUUUCCACAUGUGUGACAGGAUGGUGAUCUAUUUCUUCAUUGCUGCCUCCUAUGCUCCAUGGCUGAACCUGCGGGAGCUGGGUCCCUGGGCGUGUCACAUGCGCUGGUUGGUGUGGGUGAUGGCGUCUUUUGGAACCACCUACGUCUUCUUUUUCCACGAGAGGUAUAAACUCAUGGAGUUGAUCUGCUACACGGUGAUGGGAGUGUUUCCUGCCCUGGUCAUCCUCUCCAUGCCGGAGCAGUCAGGCCUGUACGAGCUGCUGAUGGGCGGAGCCUGCUACUGUCUCGGGAUGGUUUUCUUCAAGAGCGACGGCAUCGUCCCUUUCGCUCACGCCAUUUGGCACAUGUUCGUUGCGAUGGGGGCGGCCAUACAUUACUACGCCAUCUGGAAGUACCUCUACGCCCAGCCAGCCAAUCAGGUCCAGACCUCCAGAUGACAUCAACGCUGACCUCGUGGGAUACGGCUCCUGCUUGAGCGGCUUUGAGGAGAUGAGAUGAUGCAAGUUGUGUCCUAGUUCAAAGGUCGUCUUUUCUGGAAGCUGCUGGGGCCAAGCUGGCAUUUUUCCCCAGAAAGGCCAAAAACUAAUGGUGCAUUCAAGGGAUCCUCCUCAUCUCGUAAAAGCAAGCAUUUUCAUAUUUAGCACCAAGAAGUUGCCUUCACACAGCAGGCA
Messenger RNA from Salarias fasciatus (jewelled blenny), 1230 nucleotides. RefSeq names its product monocyte to macrophage differentiation factor 2-like. NCBI's taxonomy places the organism in Eukaryota, Metazoa, Chordata, Actinopteri, Blenniiformes, Blenniidae. The transcript has 7 exons. Gene Ontology annotation, cellular component: membrane. The record is from RefSeq and is a predicted model, not a curated record. The coding region runs from base 289 to 996 and encodes 235 amino acids. Gene Ontology annotation, molecular function: pore-forming activity.